UGUUAAUACGCUGUAAAUAUUUAUAUUUUUCAUAAAAAGAUAAAACUGAACCGUUUAAAAAUAUCGAUUUAGAAGAAAAUUCUGCUUCUUUCUUAAUGUAAAAAUUAUGAUUCAAUUUUUUUUGACAGGAUUUGUUUCUUUAAAGGUGGAUUCUCAUUUAAUUUUGUUACUACUCAAAUACAAGCAAAAGUACUUUUUUUAGAGGAGUACUUUUUUUUAGAGCAAAAAGUACUUUUUUUGGGCAAAAGGGUCUUGUGUGUGGGCCGUUUUAUAUGUGGAUGACCUAUCCAAAAUCCCCUCUAUACCCCUAAAUACAAGCCCAAAAUCUGCUGCAUCUCCAAUGGCGCCGCCGCGACUGCUGGCCGGCGGCGAGCACCAUCCGUCCCCGACGACCCCGUCCUCCCCGGAGCACCCGCUCCUCGCCGCGCACCUCCUCCUCCCCACCCCGUCCGCAUCCGACCUCUCCUCCCCGCAUCUCCCGCACGCCCUAGCCUUCUCCUUCCUCACCGACCCAUCCUCCCCUCUCCCGCGCCGCCUCCUCGUGCUCCUCCACGCCGCCGGCGCCCGCUUCCCGGCCUUCUACUCCGCCUUCGCCUCCGCGCUCCUCUCGCUCCCCUUCCCGCUCCUCCUCCCCCACCCCCGCGCCCGCCUCCUCCUCGCGGCCGCCGAGCUCGCCCGCGCCGCCGCGCCGGGGUUCGCGCCCCUCCUCCUCUCCCUCCUCCGCCGCGUGCCCUUCCAUGGCGACGCCCGCCUCCUCGAUAUCAUCCGUGACAAUUCCCCCUUUCUCGCCGCCGAGGAGCCCCAGCUCCUCGCCUCCGCCGUCUUCGCCUUCCUCCGCCUCCUCGCCCGGAACCGCCUCGAUCCGGUCCUCCCCUCUCCUCGCGCCGAGUGCGUCAACAACUGUGAGGAAUGCAAGCACGUGAAGAACCUCGAAGAAUGCAGGGAGAAGCUGGUGUCCUUCUGCGUCUCUGUGCUCCGGGAUCACUUCCAACCAUGCUCGCUGAUCGGGAGGGACCUCGUGCUGUCACUCCAUGAACUGGUGCUCGUGCCGGAGUUCCAGGGACUGUGGAAAGACCUGAUGUCGGAGCGUGCCGCCGUGGACAUUGGCUGGGUCAGCACGCCCGGUUGGUGCACAGCAUUGGCGAUCUCGCCGGAGAUGGAGAUACAACUGCUGUUCCUUAUGAAGAAUGUGAAGUGGGGGAGUCAGAAGAGGUACCAGCUUUGGUUUGCGAGGAAGCACUUGAUGGUGCCUGGAGGGGAGGAGAGGGUACCGGACAUUGUCCGGUUCAUAUGCUGCGGGUACCACCCGACGAACGAGGUCAUACAGUCAGGCGUCAUUGCCCGCUGGGCAAUCAUCGGCUGGUUGCUCACGAGCUGCAGCAAGGGCUACGUCGCGGCCAAUGUGAAGUUGGCACUGUUCUAUGACUGGUUGUUUUUCGAUGAGGUUAAGGGUAAUGUCAUGAACAUCGAGCCUGCAAUGCUCCUGAUGGUGAACUCGGUAUCUCAGUAUGUAGAUAUCACAAACAUGCUGCUUGAGUUCUUGUUUCUUCUGAUCGAUAACUAUGAGGUUCGGAGGAAGGAGGCCAUUGCACAGUGCGUGAGGUGCGCAUUUACAGUGCUGGUGAAGAAAGGAGUGGUUCCUUCAUUGGACGUGUUGAUGUGCUGCGAGAAGCUAUCGCCAUUGCUGAGGCAGAAGCUUGUGGCUUUUUUAUCUAGUAGCAGUCCUGGAGCAGCUGAAGAAGCUUGUGGUAAACAGAUUAAUGAGGUUUCUAAAGCAGCAGAGUUGAAGAGAGUUUGCUCAAACUAGAUGUCACAACCUUCUAUGUCCAGAAUGAACUACAGCCAGCACUAGUUUCCCAGCAAUUUGUACUUUUGUAUGUUCCUGGAAAGGAAAGAAUAAGCAGAGGAAUCGCAAGGCUUUACGAGUAUCACAAUUCACAAGGAGUGGAGAUUGAUGAACACAUCUUUUGAACAAGCAAGAGAAAGGAACUUGGCCCCUGCUUGCCUUCUGGAGCUACAAACCUGGACCUCACCAGCCACGGUCCACCCGGUAUGUAUGGAGAAACACUCCCAUCAGAGGCUGCCCUGACAGUCAGAUUAAAUCAGAAGUUAACUUCAUUUGUGUUCAACCAAAUACAUAAUGCCAGAGUAAAUGGAGAUCACGCAUGAUGCUUGAUUUUCAAUUUCUGCUGGUUGAAACAACUGAACUUAUGGUACCUUCGAUUGAUAUGCAGCCCAACACAUGGUAUCUUUUGUUUGUUACGGAGGAUAGAAUGCAUUAAACUGAAGGAUAGACUGUGCUUCCUGUGCUUCAUUACAAGUUAGCUUCAGAUGUGAUGAAUUUAUGUGCUGGCAGCAAAGGAAAUAAUUGUCUGUGCAAACCUAUCUUCUGCCUGAACUGAUGAAAGAAAUGAUACAGCUGCACAGUAGAUGCAUUAAACGAUGGUGAUCAGAGUUAAGGUCUGGUGCAUAUGAAGCUUGUGAUAGUGGAUGUUUUUCACUUUUUUGUUCAGGCAUGCUCAUACUCUUUACAGAAAAAGGCACAUACACCACAGCAGGGAGUCUUGGAUGUAUUUCUCCCGAGUUAUAGGAGAUCAUCUGAUUUAAGUAGGCCAACCUUGUGUACUUGUGAACAAUUUGUAACUAUCAGCUUUUGUUAUUCAAUAGUAGUAAAAUCCCUUUCAUGGUA
Molecule: messenger RNA, 2689 nt
Organism: Brachypodium distachyon (stiff brome)
Lineage: Eukaryota; Viridiplantae; Streptophyta; Magnoliopsida; Poales; Poaceae
Product: integrator complex subunit 3
Exons: 1
Coding region: 341-1807 (488 amino acids)
Cellular component (GO): cytoplasm
Source: RefSeq, a predicted model, not a curated record